CUCUCCUACGGUCGUCGCAAACUUGUUGUCCCCGCAACCUCUCCCCUCCCCCUCCCCCUCCGAACUCCAAACCCUAGAGGCGCCGCACACCGCAACGACACGUCGAGCGAGAUGCGGCCGCGCGGCAGAGGCGACGACCCUGACGACGACGAGGACUACGAGUCCUCCCCGCAGCGGAGCGCCCCGGGGUCGGAUGCCGAGCCCGAAGAGCCCGCGCCGCCGCCGCCGCAGCCCGCGCGCGCGCCUCUCAGCAGCCUAGUCGUCAGGCCGUCGCCGCCGCCGCCGCCGCAGGAUAACGGCGCGUCCUCCCCGUCCCCUGCCCGUUCGUCCCCCUCCCCCGUCGGGGACGCCCAGGGUCGCCGCCGCGGGUCCUCGCUCCCGCGUCGCCGUCGCGAGUUCUCGUCGCCGGACCCCCGGAUCAGGGAGAGGCGCCGGUCGCCGCCGCCCCCUGCGAGGCGCCGCCCUGGCAGCCCGCCGCCCCCCCAGCGUCGCCGCUUCAGUCCACCUGGUUACCAGCCUCGCCCCCCACGAUUCUACGACGAGCCGCAAGGAUAUGGCAUGCAUGCUGGACCAUCACCUCCGCGCCAACGCAGAUUAGAAAGCAGCAACUUUGAUGACGCUAUUGGUCCACGUUACACCCAUGGCUAUGAAGGGAAUGGUAGAGGAUAUGCAAGGGGUGGUAGGGGAUAUGAAGUGGGUGGUAGGGGAUAUGAAGGGGGUGGUAGAGGAGGUGCAAGGUUCCGAGAUGUUUCUCCACCAUAUGGAAGAGGAGGCAGGUCGCACGGGAGGGGGGGCUAUAAUGGUCCUGGAAAGGAGUUCAUUCUAAUUGAUGGAGAAUAUGUUCACAGGAAUGAUCCAAAUCUUUCACCAAGAGAAGGUGAUUGGAUAUGCCAGAAUCCGAGCUGUGGAAACCUCAACUUUGCUCGAAGAAGCCACUGUAACAACUGCAACAAACACCGCUAUGAGUCUAGUCGCAGUCCUCACAGGGGUUACUUUGACUCUCCUCCACGAGUGCCUGCAAGGCCGCUUGGUCCACCAAGUGAUCGUGCCCCUCCAAGAGAAAUGGCCAGGUACAAGCCAGCACCCCGUGAUUGGGGUGUGGGUGAUCCUAGAAGUUAUCCAGCUAGAUCGCCUCCAGAUCGUGUAGGACGAUUUUCAGAUCCAUUGCAGAGUGAAAGGGGUUUCCGUGGUGAACGUGAGUUGCGUGACCCUGUGAAGUUUGAGUGGUCUGCUGCGGAGUACAAGCAGAGGGAGCGUCCACAUGGUGGGUUGUAUCUUGACAGGAGCCGAUCUCCUCAGGGGAGCUGGGGGAGCGAUAUGCGGGACAGAAGCAGAUCUCCUGCAGGUAACAGACCAAUGAAGGGUGCUUUCUUGGGCAGAGGUCGACCAGACCUAGAGUAUGGUGGUUCAUAUGUAGGCCGGGGGCGGUUGGAUGCUGGGCGCGGGCGUGGACGUGGGCGUGGCCGUGUUUACAGGCCAGGAGGUGAUCCAUACCCCGGCGAGGGUCGAGAUGAUCGGCGCGCUGCUCUUCAUGGUAGGGAUGAUGGACGGUACUAGUUCAUCCUUGGAACUGAUGCUCUGGAAAGAAAAAUCUAGUUAAGACGGUGCAGGUCAAGCCUGUAAUAUUAAACUACCCGUACUGUUUCCUCAACUGUGAUGACAUUUGCAAUGUUCUGAAAUGAACAAGUCCACUAUACAUAGGAUGGUGGUAUUAUUUUGGUUCA
This is a messenger RNA of Aegilops tauschii subsp. strangulata, 1724 nucleotides long. RefSeq lists its product as uncharacterized. Lineage: Eukaryota; Viridiplantae; Streptophyta; Magnoliopsida; Poales; Poaceae. The record is from RefSeq and is a predicted model, not a curated record.